Molecule: messenger RNA, 1140 nt
Organism: Pistacia vera
Lineage: Eukaryota; Viridiplantae; Streptophyta; Magnoliopsida; Sapindales; Anacardiaceae
Product: F-box protein SKIP31-like
Exons: 9
Coding region: 190-1140 (316 amino acids)
Molecular function (GO): protein binding
Source: RefSeq, a predicted model, not a curated record
UUAGGGAAGUGGCGUGUCAUCUAGACCGUCCAUCUAUCUCUGUUAGCUUAUCCUCGUAUGAUCAUGCAAGGGUUCUGUUUGGUUUUCACCUCCCAAAAUAAAAAAUUAAAUAAAUAACUAAAAUUCCGGCCACCACCACCAGCAUCGUCCGAUCAGAUUCUGGUUUCCUCCGUCUCCGAUCUUCCAUCCAUGACGUUGUCAGACGAUGAAGACGCGUCCUUAGCUGAGUUUCUCGAAUCUGAAGUCCUCUGUGAAGCCUACGAUGCCGACGCCGAUACCGAGAAAGAGAGGAAAUUGAAGGAGGAUGAAGAAGAGCCAAAGAAGAAGAAAUUGCGUGUAGAGGAAGGUUCAAGCUCAGGUUCAGGUGCAGAUCCGGCGAGAAUUGCGAGUGGAAUUUUGAGCAAGAUUCCUCCCGAACUAUUUCCCCACAUACUCAAAUUUCUCUCUUCUGAGGACCUUGUAUCGUGUUCACUGGUUUGUAGAUUCCUUAAUUAUGCUGCUUCUGAUGAGUCUCUGUGGCGUCGCCUAUACUGUAUGAGAUGGGGUCUGUUGCCGCCUAAUAAGAGUUUGCGAGUUUGUGCUUGGAAAAAGCUUUACAUUCAGCGAGAUGAGGAAGAUAUGGUUGAAUUUGUUAGAAAUUGCUCAGCUGAGUUUAAGGAGUACUAUAUGCAAAUGCAAGUAGCAAAGAGAAGUCAAGCACCUCUUCCUUCACAGGUGAAGGAUGACAGGAUAAUUCUUGACAAGACAGUUGGUGAUCAAGUUUCUAUCUGGAAAAGCAGUCGGGGCCUGACUGAUAACAUGAUUACUGACCAUGCUUGUUCUGGAGAAACGUGUAGUUACCACCAAAUUGGCAAUGUAUUUGUCUGUGAGAAGACUGGCUAUGUUCAUGUCUGUGAUGAUACAUGCAGAGAGGUCAUUUUGGACCCCAACGAUUUGCUUAUGGUCUGUAAAAUUUCUGGGCGCUGUUUUGAAAAUUUGAUGUCACAAGCUGAAACAGAGUCAGAUUCUGAACAAGGUGGUGUGGCAGAUGAAGCAGAGCCUUUCAUGGGAUCUGGCCGAUUUGCUCGAGCUUAUACAUUGGGAUACAAUUGUGAUGAUGAGAAAGAGCUGGAAGCUGCUUUGAGGUUUUGCCCGAUUUAA